AUAUACAGUUGUAAACGAAUUCGCUGAUAGUAUCAAUUAAAAUGAAGCCGUUUACACUUCUUUUGCUUUUCUCGAUUUCGCUGUUUAUUCAGUUAAUAAAUGCAGAUGGCGAUAUGACAUUCCAAUCAUUAGUGGAGAAACUUGAAGAAAACGCGAAAGCAACAAAACAAAAACUAAAACACGAUUUGUGUUUUUUGCAACACAUUUCUCCCAGUACCUAUAAACUUUGGCUGUCAUUCACUCAAGCGCCGCCAAAAUUUUUGGCCUUUGACAUAAUGGAAAAUAUGUUGAAAAAAGUACCACUAGAUAUGAUUACUGAUGGACAAUCUACACGUGACUUUUUGCGAAAUCACAUUACUGGCGCUAUUGAGCAACAAACAGCCGAAAUCGGUGAUUUAUAUCAGCAAAUUUGUGCAGCACAUAGAUAUUCAUUGUCUGAUGCAAAAAAACCACAAUUUGCUCAUUAUUAUUGGGCUUGGUAUCAAAAGGUGGCCGACAAAAAGGAUAUGAAACGAAUUAUAAAAGGAAUGAAUCUGAUGAUAUCGGAUCACUAUCAACUUCUUCAACAAUUAAAUGGAAAAAUGGAAAGAUUAGAAAUAUUUAGAAGUCUGGCAAAAACUUGCAGUGCUUUAGUUAAGUAUUAUUCAAGGAAAAUGAUUUCGUUGAAGGAACUUGAUUUAAUUGUAGAAUAUAGUCAAGAUAUUGUAUAUGCUGUACGCAAGACAUUAUCCGUUCAACCUAAGUUAAUACAAAAGCUUCAAGACGUGAAAAAGAUUCUAAUGAAUUAUAAUAAAAGACGCACAAGAUGGGCAGAAUUUAUUAUUGACAUGAGACAAAGUCCGAUUGCUCAUCAAGGUGAACCAUCGAUGGAAGAGGUGAAUUUUGAAAAUUGCUGCUGUGUAGUUUAAAAAUGUAGAAAUUAAUUACCUUUAGAUUGGUCAAUCAGUUGGUAAUUCAAACCACUAAAUAGGUAAAAAAACUGUUGUUUAUAAACCACACACAGUGUCUUGUAAGAAUAGUAUUAAAUCGCAUAUGAAAUUCCAUAAAAAAUCGUUGAUAUCGUCAUUUUGUUAUUUAACUAAAAUUAACUAUUCAGAUGUAUCUCUUAUAACUUUAAAAGUCUCUAAUAGUUUUAGUCAAUACUAUUAAUAAGACGAAUGGCAGCAUGUACUCAUCCGAUAUACAGAGACAAGUAAAAAAAGAAUAAACUCGAGUAGAAAACA
Messenger RNA from Contarinia nasturtii (swede midge), 1223 nucleotides. RefSeq lists its product as uncharacterized. Bases 42 to 908 code for a protein of 288 amino acids. NCBI's taxonomy places the organism in Eukaryota, Metazoa, Arthropoda, Insecta, Diptera, Cecidomyiidae. The record is from RefSeq and is a predicted model, not a curated record. The transcript is spliced from 2 exons.